Molecule: messenger RNA, 827 nt
Organism: Lolium perenne
Lineage: Eukaryota; Viridiplantae; Streptophyta; Magnoliopsida; Poales; Poaceae
Source: RefSeq, a predicted model, not a curated record
GUUUGUAGCCAAAGCCAACAUAGCUGAGAGGAAGAACAAGAAGAGGAGCUGAGUAGCAGCUCCAACAUUUGAUCGAUCUAUCCCAUCGUCGCCUUGGUCACUGCAAAGAGAGUAAACUAUUGCACCGCUUAUAGCCAAGGACUGCACAUCCCCCGUGUUUUGCAUAGAUAUGGAUGUCGAUGAUGUCUUCAUCAAUUUACCUAAUGGCGCAACCACUGAUAUUGCGGGCGUUAUCAUGUAUGUUAGCCCACUGGACCACGAGACAUAUUUCCCGGUAGGAAUGAGGGAAGUAGCAGUGGUGGACUCUAGUAAUCACAUUGUGUUCCUCCGCAUUUUUGAUGAACUUGCUCAAAGGCACGAAGAACAAUUGUUGCUUGGUGAAAAGCAUUAUUCAUUCGUCAUGGCAACCUCUAUGGAAGUUGACCAAGCCUCAAGAAGUCUUUUAAGUACAUCAGCAACCACAAUUACAUUCCAUCGAUGCUCAGCAUGUCAUCACUUUGACAUGCUUGAAGGUGUGCGAGAACGAAUUUGUAAUGACUUGUAUUCCGGUGAAGGGGUCAAAAUGUUGUACUUUUAAGGAGGGAUGCUCAGAAGCCGGCGAACGAGUGCAAUGCAGUUCAGCUACCUCACCAAGCUUCUUCAAUCAAACACAUCUUCAACCAUCUGACGCAAAGUACACCCCGCAUCGCGCCAGCUCAAGUUAACAAGUUUGAUGAAGUUGAUUAGGCACGUAGAUCCAGAAUAAAAAAUUUAGUGGGAAAAUUUUAGUUUUGUUAGUCUUAUUAUUUCUUUCAUUUGUUGUAAAAAAUAAAUAUAGCAUGUUUUUC